Molecule: messenger RNA, 2207 nt
Organism: Plutella xylostella (diamondback moth)
Lineage: Eukaryota; Metazoa; Arthropoda; Insecta; Lepidoptera; Plutellidae
Gene: Sse
Product: extra spindle pole bodies like 1, separase
Biological process (GO): meiotic chromosome separation; proteolysis
Cellular component (GO): mitotic spindle; nucleus; cytoplasm
Molecular function (GO): cysteine-type endopeptidase activity
Source: RefSeq, a predicted model, not a curated record
UUUCAUAAUAAUGUACCAAUCUUUAAUUCAACACAGACUGCAACGAUGGAAAUUGUACAUUGAGCAAUAACAAAACGGUUGUAACGUUCACCUGUCAAAAUUUGAAAAUUCAAAUGUUUACUUGAUUAUUUUGUUGGUGAUUUUAAUUUAAAGAAUCCAUAAAAAUGGAAGAUUUCGAUAUAUUCAUCAAUGAAAUAAACUACACAAAGCCUCUUUAUACAAACAUACUGAACAAAUUCGUAAAAGAAGUACCAGUGGCCCCGUUUUCAGCAAAUUAUGAAAGUGCUCGAAAAUUACAAGCAGAGGAAUGUCUUAAGGACAAUGAUGACUUAACUUGUGCAUUUCACUUGAGUGAGGCAGUGUCUUCUUCCUUGAGGACUUUGGCAGUUUAUAGAGAUGAACAGAUUAAAACUGGCAAUGACAAAAUGCACAUGAUAAAAAGUCACAUAAAACCUGUGCAGGAAAUACUCAAAAUGAAUACAAAAACACAAAAAGAAACUGAGCUACUAGAUCUUCCCAUUGAUUUGGACAAAAUCACAAAGAUACUGAAAAAGUAUGAAAUAUCUGAUGAUGAACCUUUGCACAAGACAUACUUAAAGUUUACUCCUGAAAACAGUGUUGAGGACUUUCAGAAAAUCCUUAAAGAACUUCCAAAAGAAUGGACAAUAGUCCAACUGACUACACCAUACAAUGCCAACGAGAAUCUCAAGCCCCUCAAUGACUACAGAACUGAAAUUGACUCAAUAUACAUAACAGUUCUCACCAAUGAUUACCUUGAUGACUCUGUGGGACCGUUCACUGUGGUGGUACCAGCUAAUGUGGUUAAAGAAGGAGAGAAGCCGCUAUUCACGGAGCUGUACUCGCUGCUGGAGGACAACUACAAGACCAUAGAGAACGCGCAGCUCCUCAACAACAAGCGCCUCGUGAGGAACUACUGGAGCCGGCGGGAGGACAUCGACCUGCGGAUGAAGAGUGUGAUCAACACGAUGGACCGCGCGUGGCUGGGCGGCUGGGGCGCGCUGCUGACGGGGCGCCUGCAGGACCCCAAAUGGAGAGACCGGGUCCGGGCACUGGUAGACACCACUAUCACUGACUGGGGAUUCGUCCGCCUCACCCAGAAGGAACGCGUCCUCCUAUACAACCUCAUUGAGAGUUCACCACAACUAUCUUCAAGCCAAAUAAAGACAUGCCUUCGAAAGAUACUUACAGAAAAUGGCAACCCUGACGACGUAAGAGAAGUGUUGGGCACAAGCGACUGUAUCCACUGCACCGUAGAGUUCAAUUUGCUAACGGAACUCUGCGUGAAAUGUCUGGCUAAUAGCUUCAAGAGUAUUCACCGCUUUUCGUUGGUGGAUGGGAUAAAGGCAUUUUCGCAAGCAGCAACCCUGGUUGGGCAAAGCGACGAGUGGGCAGACCUGAAGAAGGCGAAACGUCAUCCAGUUAUUUUGAUUGUUGAUGAGAUGCUGGACACAUUCCCCUGGGAGUGCCUGCCUCUGCUCAACACGCACCCUGUAUCUCGCAUGGAGAACAUACACUUCAUAUACUAUCUGUACAAAGUACACGAGAAGAACAUAGUGGAUGGAUACUACCUGUCUAAGGCAGAUGAGGGACGAUAUGUUAUUAAUCCUGAGAAGAACCUCUCCCGUAUGGAGCGGCGUAUGGUGUCGUUCGUACAGUACUGGUGCCCCCAAUGGAGCGGGACCGUGGGCGAGCCCGCUGCGCCGGAGGACUCAGACUUCUUUCUCUACUGCGGCCACGGCGAUGGGGGCCAGCUCUCCGCGCCGGCGCCCCCCGCCCCCGCGCCCCCCGCGCUGCUCGCCGGCUGCGGCUCUUGCCGCGUGGCCCGCCGCGCCCCCCGCGCGCCCCCCGCCGUCUCCGCGCACCAUUAUCAUAUUGCUACUAGCCCCAUAGUGAUCGGCAUGCUGUGGGAAGUGACCGACUUGGAAGUGGACAAGGUGGUGACGUCACUGCUGUCUCUGUGCGUGCCCUCUACUGCGCCCGUGCCCUGGGACCAGGUGGGCAAGGCGCGCUGGGGCGACGGGCAACUUGAUACAAACGUGGAGAAGAAGUCCGACUUCAAGCCGGAGCCGCUUCUGCUAUCGGCCGUGGCGCGCGCUCGUCGCUCCACCAGCUACGUGAUGAUCGCCAGCAGUGUGGUGGCCAGGGGCAUACCUGUCAGGGUGGUCGAGGGUACUGGGGGGUCAUAG